AUGACCUACUCUCCUCUGGGGGCUACAUUUGGAUUGAGAUCUGAGAAGUUUCUUGAGAGCUUCAGGGAUUAUCACAGGUACCAUAACAAAUUAAAUUUGAAAUUGCAAAAGUUGAAUCGUCGAUUGCAGUUAACCACGAAAGAUACCAAGAAAUAUUCUGCAAAAGAGAAAUAUUCCAAAAUAAGCAAAGAAGAUUAUAAUGGUAAUAGAUUAUUUGGGUUAUUGGUUUUGUUACAUGCAGAAAGGAAUCUAGCCUUUGUUGAAAGCUUGAAGUUGCAAGCCAAGCAACGAGGUAAAUGGAAGAAGUCGGAAAAGAAAUUGCUAACCACUCGACUCAAGAGAGUUUGCCAGACUACUGCUAAGCUGUUGGAAAUAACUGAAGAUGAGGAUAAAUGGCAUGUGAAGGUAGAGCUGUUGGUAUAUAAUAAGCUAGCUGUUGCUGAAUACUUGUUGAGUGGGAAACACACCGAGAAAAAGAAUUCCGAACUAAUAGCUGGAGAACUUUCGCUGGCAUUCCUGGCAUUGGAAUAUUUGAAUUCAAUUAAAUUGGUUUCCGAUGAUGUUAUCGACAUGAUUACCUCCAACUAUGAAUACUCAUUGAGGCAGAAUUCUCAGAAGCUUUCUUCUAAAGAUUUGAGGCAUUUUAUAAAUAGUCAGCCUGAGGCUAACUUGGACGAUCCUUUAGUCAAGCUUCUGAUUGAGAAUGGUUACAAGAGAAAAUCUGUUGAUCCCGAUGAAGAGGACGAUAAAAGUUCCGAAAUUUCGUGGAGAUCUUAUACAGCUCAGAUACGUGAUCCUAGAGUUGUCCAAUUGCUUCGUGAGGCCCACUCCGUCAAAUUAACAGAUAUAUCAAGUUAUAGUAACAAGUUGAUAAAAUGGGAAAAAGCUUUGGAAGCUCAGAAGCAAUUCAUCAAGCAGAGCCACGAUGAAGGUGAUUACCAGGAAGGCGAGGAUGAUCAAAUAUUAUUGACUUACUUGAAAUAUAGUUCGUUCUUUACUACUAUUGAACGUGAUAAUAUAUUGUUUCAACAGCUAUGGAAGCAGUGGCUUUUAUCAACUAGUUCAAACAGGAUAGUCAAGUUCAAAAAACUUGAACGCAUUGUCCAUAACUUAUCAACGUACCUGCAGGAAGUUAUGGAAUUGCCAGGUGUCUAUUCAGAUGAUGAAUUGAUGGCCCAGUUAAUUCUGGUCAAAACCUACUACAAUAUCUACCUUGAUAGUGGGUGCUUAGCCACAUUGUACCAAUCUAGUGGUAAGUAUUUGGAAGCAUUGGCACUGUACGUCAAUUCUUUGAAGCAAUUGGACAACGCCAUGAAAUCCGUUGAUGUAUUAGAUUUAAAGUUGCCAGGGGAUAUUUUAACGGAUGCUAAGGUACAAGAAGUACGCGAAUUUAUUACAACUGGUUGUCAAAAUAUUGUUGCAUUAGCAGAAUACAGUAAGUCAGUCCAAAAACAAAGUUCUAGAUAUGAUCCAUCCCUGAUUGAAAGGAUUAAUAGAAACUUUCAAAUCGACUAUAGUGAUAUUUCACUUGAAAACUUGUUUCCAUUACGGCCCCAAAUCAAGCCAGUCAAUGCAAAGCCAGCCUUAUUCGAUUUGGCUUAUAACUAUCUAAGUUUUAACAGAGUGCCUGCAGCAAAAAAUCAAACCCAACCAAAAUCCACAGAUAUAAAUAAGGAGGCUCCUAAGAAAAAGAGUAUCUUUGGAUUAUUCAGUCGCUGA
Messenger RNA from Eremothecium cymbalariae DBVPG#7215, 1719 nucleotides. It is a transcript of the gene SRP68, whose product is annotated as signal recognition particle subunit SRP68. Gene Ontology annotation, biological process: SRP-dependent cotranslational protein targeting to membrane. The transcript has a single exon. Bases 1 to 1719 code for a protein of 572 amino acids. The record is from RefSeq and is a predicted model, not a curated record. Gene Ontology annotation, cellular component: signal recognition particle, endoplasmic reticulum targeting. Gene Ontology annotation, molecular function: endoplasmic reticulum signal sequence receptor activity; signal recognition particle binding; 7S RNA binding. Lineage: Eukaryota; Fungi; Ascomycota; Saccharomycetes; Saccharomycetales; Saccharomycetaceae.